AUGAAGUCAUUGUUCCUAUCUACAUUGGCAGGCCUCGUCUUCGCAGCGGGAGCGUCCGCGAUGCCUGCCGCCUCGUCGAUUGACCAGCACGCCUCAGAUCUAUUGAACGGUGACUGUGACCGAGAGUGCAUGGCAACUAUUGUGGAUCAGAUUCUGGCUUCCAUGGUAGUGCACAACCCGUACAACUUGCCGAUGGCUGCAGUACAUCAGGCUACAGAAAACUCGCACCCCGCAGCGCUCGGGUUGAUGACCGCCUGGCGAACUGUCACAGAAGCAGGGCCAUCCAGUUUGCUCGCAAUCGAUACCACACAGGGGUCGGCCGAAGGCAGUGACACGGAAAGGUCCAUCAUCAGGGGCCGAGUCAAGGUAGUCAACCAGGAGAUCACCGAAAAUUAUGAGGUUUUGAUGUCACCGCCAGAUAAUCGGACAACGGCGAGUCGGGAAACAUUGACAGCUCUGAGUGAGGCAUUGUUUGCCACUUCAAGUAAUUUGUCCGUGACGGUCGACGCCAACUGCCAGUUUACCGAAGUUGGCUGGAAGGUCAUCGAUACGGGAACAUACAACAAUGAAACAACCACCCCGCUCAUCAUUGAUGAGGAGUUGGGCUCUGUUAUAACUAGCGGCAUGAUCCCGGGUAAGGUCUACCCUUACCAAAACGUCUCGGCCUUCAUCCCGGACGCCAUGGCUUGUUUGCAGGAGGCCCAAAAUGUGAGGUUGAACGAGGUGAAAGCACGGGGUAUCAAAGGGCUUCUGGCUCCCACUGAGGCAACAGGGGAGACUCUUGAGGUGCUACAGUACUACAACGAUGCGCUCCAAGCCAUGCAGAUUAAUGUGUACAUGAGUAGUUCAAAUAUGACAUCGGCCUGGCUAUAG
This is a messenger RNA of Aspergillus eucalypticola CBS 122712, 873 nucleotides long. RefSeq lists its product as uncharacterized. Lineage: Eukaryota; Fungi; Ascomycota; Eurotiomycetes; Eurotiales; Aspergillaceae. The record is from RefSeq and is a predicted model, not a curated record. The transcript has 4 exons. Bases 1 to 873 code for a protein of 290 amino acids.